Molecule: messenger RNA, 1798 nt
Organism: Sebastes umbrosus (honeycomb rockfish)
Lineage: Eukaryota; Metazoa; Chordata; Actinopteri; Perciformes; Sebastidae
Gene: igf3
Product: insulin-like growth factor 3
Exons: 4
Coding region: 406-1035 (209 amino acids)
Cellular component (GO): extracellular region
Molecular function (GO): hormone activity
Source: RefSeq, a predicted model, not a curated record
AAAAAACACCAGGGAAAAGGGAAAAGGGAAACAACAGCAAACACCAGAGAAUUGGCAGCUGCCACAACUUAUUACAGUAUAACUCAAUACAAUUUAGGGAAGAUUUAUUGUAGGACUGUUGUAUUUUAGCUAUAGGUGAACCUCUGUGUUAAAAGUUGGUUCCAGACUUCAAAGAAUGGAUAUCAUGUCUGUGACUAUGAUGGAUAUCCUGUUACAUAUACGUGGUAGGAACACAGCAGAACAGAGACAACAUGUUAAAUCAUCUGAUAUGAGUUCCAGAUGAGAUUUGAGCGUGAAACGGCGUGACAAGUGCAGGGCAGAAACGUCGGUGCUGUGGUCCUGCCCCUCCUGCUGCCGCACUAUAAGAUUGUAGGUCUCCUCCUGGAGCCGGUCCACACAGACAGGAUGCACUCCUCAUGCUGCCCUUCUGCCUCACCACAGACACUGAAGGUGAUGUGUGUUCGGAUGUGUAUUUUCUACUCCACCAUGUGUCUGGCAGGCUGGCCGCAGUCCUCGGAGGCAGCCAGACGCCGCUGUGGUACUGAUCUCCUCAAUGACCUCAUAUUUGUGUGCGGGGAUCGUGGAAUCUAUUUAGGUAAAGGUACGUGGUCUGGUUACGGCUCUCGGCCCAGAGGGAAGGGGAUAGUGGACCAGUGCUGUCGGCCAGCUGGCUGCGAACUUCAGCAUCUGGAGAUGUACUGUGCCAAACCAAAGAACCAGCAGCACACCACAGCAUACCCAACUACAACCACAACCACAACCUCAACCACAGCGCUUCAUACCACUACAGAGCAAGACACGACUCAGCAGUUCCAAGCAGUGUUUCAGAAAAGACUCUCUGAGCACCUGGGGGCUCCCAACAGUCCAAAGAGGGAAGCUUACAGAAAGAAAACGCAGACUUCACUUCGACGGAAAGGCAAAGUUGCGUCGUCACGCAGGAGGAGUAAAACAAGGAACACAACCAGCAGCCCUCCGUCAACCUCUGGGAGUCCCCCUCAAAGAAUGACGUUUCAAUCGUGGCCUUUGACCUCAUGAAAAGCUCAAUAUUUAUGGUUACUGGAUUGGACCCAGCAAGUUCGAAAGACUGAUGCUGACUGUUGUAAUAUUAAUUCUCUACUAAGUAGGGAUCACAGACAGAUUUGGAGGGAGUGGUGUUUGUGUCCUCUUUAUAAAUAGAACUCCUCCUGAGGGAAAUAUCUGUCUCUUUAGCUGUGUUCACCAGCUAGUGCCUAUAACUGUGUCUGCCUGCCGUUUGCUGCUGAGCAGGUAGUCUACAGUGGCUUUUUACGUUUAAUGUGUGUGGGAAAGAGCUGCAUGGGUCACAUUAGUUGAUAAUGUGUUUACUUAGAUGUGCUGUUUUUUAACAGAGAACUAAUCGUGACACCGAUAUGUUAGCUUGUCAUCCACUGUGGCUAAUAAUGUUUUCUGAUUAGUCUUUUUUAACACAUUAAUUAUCAUAGAUGUAUGACAUAUAUGUGACACACCUGCAAAGAGUGUGUAGUGUGGAAUACAGUGCACAGCAUGUUAAUACUUUUUAUAGCACUUUUGACUGGCUUACGGUAUGUAGCUUUAUGUGAUUGGGGUCCAGACAUUAGAAUGUACCAAAGAAGUGUGUGUAGCCUUAAACUUAUUGAAUGGGUCUGUAGAACUUGUCAGUUGUACUGAUUUGUUUUUAUUCUUUUCUCUGUCUGAGAUUAAGAAGUAAGAUGUUUAUUAUUUUGUGUUUUAUGUAAAAGAAUUUUAUUGCAUUCGUUAUUUAUUAUGACAACAUAAGACUAUAAUAAAUAUUAAAACUUAA